Manihot esculenta (cassava) is the source of this 920-nucleotide messenger RNA. RefSeq names its product embryo-specific protein ATS3A. NCBI's taxonomy places the organism in Eukaryota, Viridiplantae, Streptophyta, Magnoliopsida, Malpighiales, Euphorbiaceae. The record is from RefSeq and is a predicted model, not a curated record. Gene Ontology annotation, molecular function: protein binding. The transcript has 3 exons. The coding region runs from base 325 to 825 and encodes 166 amino acids.
ACAAAGCAGGUGCUACAACUCACAAAUUAUCUAAAAUAUUAUUGCAGACUUGAACAUCAAAGUGAUAUUUCCAUGCAUCAACCACCUCACAAAUUCAUUGUUUGGUCGAGAAGUCGGAAGAAAUCUUAGGGGACAUUAAUAGGUUAAUGUAGAUGGUUACUGGUGUCGCGAUGGGCCAUUUAUGUGGACAAUGUUAAGAAAAUUACCUCCUGUUUGGAAACUCCAACCUAUUUGUUUAUUUCCCAACUCAACACGUUUAUGAUCGAGUGAUGAUAAGAUGAACCUACCCCCUUCUCACCCGACUGAAAGAUCACAGCCAAGAAAAUGGUCAAACUACUCUCAUUUCCUCUCAUCUCUGUCUUCUUCCUCAUAAUUUUCCCACUUGCUAACUCUUUCGAUUCUCAUUCGCAACCCCAUGUUCUCAAAUCCUUCAACCCCCAAAUCAUUCAGGCAGCAAAGAGCUGUCCCUACACACUUGUCAUCAAGACCAGCUGCUCCUCUUCAUCUUACACCAGAGACAAAAUCAGUCUCGCGUUUGGUGAUUCCUACGGCAACGAGGUGUAUGUAAAGAGGCUUGAUGACCCAUCUUCAGGGACGUUUGAGAGGUGUUCCACAGAUACUUUCCAGAUAAAUGGGCCAUGCACAUACGAUAUCUGUUAUCUGUACCUGCUGAGGAGCGGAUCGGACGGCUGGAAACCGGAGAGUGUGAAAAUCUCCGGUCGAUAUACGAAGACUGUUAAUUUCUAUUACAGUAUAUUCCUGCCAAAUGGAGUGUGGUAUGGGUUUAAUCUGUGUCGUGGUGUUUCCCUCUCUGCAAUUAUGUAGAUGAUGACAAUAUCAUGAUUGUGAUUAUUGGUGUGUCGUUUUAAAUAAUCGGAUCGUGAGAUGAUCAUUGCUUCGGUUUUUAAUUUGAUUUUAGA